Molecule: messenger RNA, 1529 nt
Organism: Ceratitis capitata (Mediterranean fruit fly)
Lineage: Eukaryota; Metazoa; Arthropoda; Insecta; Diptera; Tephritidae
Gene: pch2
Product: pachytene checkpoint protein 2 homolog
Exons: 4
Coding region: 88-1362 (424 amino acids)
Biological process (GO): meiotic recombination checkpoint signaling; reciprocal meiotic recombination
Cellular component (GO): nucleus; chromosome
Molecular function (GO): ATP hydrolysis activity; ATP binding
Source: RefSeq, a predicted model, not a curated record
UUUCAUGCCUUCAAGAAGAAGCACACAUGAGAAAUUUGUUUGUUCCCGCGAUUGUAAAAAGUUUAAAAGUAGAUUUUAACGUCAAAUAUGAAUUUGUUAAGUGCAAAAGACACUGUACAUGUAGAAAUAUGUUUGAAACAAAAUGAAAACCGUCUUGAGACAUUAGAAAAUUUGCUAGAAAUACCAGUGCGCGAAUACAUUGCAGUGGUGAAAGUGCCACUGGGCGAGUCCGUAAAAAUUAAUGAAAUAAUCAUUGAGGGCAAUUCAGCAUUGGCAGAUUUAAAAUUGAUUGAAUCGCUUCUUAUAGAACGUGAAAAUAAGCAGAAUGGCGAGGUCCUUAGCGAAACAGAUUUACAGAAUUUAAGCUUGCACUUCUACAGUCCAUUGAGGCGCGUUAUGGAACUAGAAACAUUCGAUAUUGACUCGGGUGAUACUGGUGAGUGUGAUGCGGUACCUGCAUCCAAUCAUUGGUUAUUGCCUUCGAGCAGUUUUUUGCAUUCAUGGGAGAAUUUAAUUUAUGAAGACGGUUUAAAAGAGAAGCUCUUAAAGUUCGCACUUUCUGCGCUAAUAUUCUCUCAGCACAGCGUUAAUCCACACAUAAUAUCCUGCAAUCGCUUAAUACUCUUACACGGUCCACCUGGUACAGGAAAAACGAGCUUAUGCAAAGCUCUUGCACAAAAGCUAGCAAUUCGUGUGCGUCGCACUUUUCGUCAUACACACUUAAUUGAAAUUAAUAGCCACAGCUUAUUUUCUAAAUGGUUUUCAGAAAGUGGCAAAUUAGUUAUGCGCCUGUUUGCAAAAAUUCGAGAAAUCGUAGUUGAUCCCAACAAUCUUGUAUGUGUGCUAAUCGAUGAGGUUGAAUCGUUAGCAUAUGCACGUGACUGUAUGUCCGGACAGGAGCCGAAGGACGCUAUGCGUGUAGUUAAUGCUCUGCUUACCCAGUUAGAUGCAAUUAAGGAACAUCCUAAUGUUUUGAUAUUAGCAACCUCCAAUUUGGCUGAUACAAUAGAUUUGGCCUUUUUAGAUAGGGCAGAUAUCAAGCAAUAUAUAGGUAUGCCGAAUAUCGUAGCCAUUAAAACUAUUUACACGAAAAUGUUAGAUGAAAUGAUGCGUGUGGGAAUAAUAUUGGAGCAAUCUUUGAAAGAGAAUGAUAACCAUGAGGGAUUAUUAUCAGCUUUGGCUGAGCGAAGCCAAGGUUUAAGCGGUCGAGCGUUACGUAAGCUUCCUUUCUUGGCCCAUGCUGUACACACCACCAGUUCCGACUUUGAUCUAAAUGGAAAAAUUGAGUUGAUUGAUUUUCUGGAUGCAAUGUUGGCUGCCCUUGAGAAACAUAUCGAUGAUCAAAAACAAAUAAAAGUUUAAUGCAGAUACAAAAUAAUUGAACGGGUAUUUCGGCUGCAGUAUGGAACGGUUUAAUUAUAAACGAUAACGCAUGAAAUUAGGUACUAAGUACAAACAUAUAUGCAGCACCUUUUGAAGCACCUAUUAUGAUAUUGAUAAUUCAAUAAAGGUCUAUCUGUGGAAAAGUG